Messenger RNA from Acanthochromis polyacanthus (spiny chromis), 3848 nucleotides. Its product is annotated as synaptonemal complex protein 2-like. The transcript is spliced from 28 exons. NCBI's taxonomy places the organism in Eukaryota, Metazoa, Chordata, Actinopteri, Pomacentridae. The coding region runs from base 98 to 3661 and encodes 1187 amino acids. The record is from RefSeq and is a predicted model, not a curated record.
UGGCUGCUGGACGAAUGACGUUAUUGAUCAGUGUGACGUCAGAGUGGGUCCCAAUAACGAUCAAUAAUCUGCAUCGAUCAGAGGGAACGGUCUCCUGAUGGAGAGCAUGUUCUGUCCUGCAGCGCCCCCUGCUGAAGGUUCUCUAGAGGUUCAGGGUAGAACAGAUGCACAGAACGUUCCACAGUUUGAGGUUCUAAUGGAGAACUGUCUUCAUCAUGGAGAUGCAGCUCAGCUGGUUUCUUUGUUGCGUCGUGAAGGACUCACCAACACCACCGUCACCAGGGUGGACAUGCUGGUUACCAAGGACCUGUGUGGAUCUGGCUUCAGCAGAGUUCUGGUGGUUUUAAAGUCUUUAAUGAUUUUGUCUGAAAACACAAACGACCUGCAGACGCUCAUCAGCCUCGGACUGACAUCAAAGGUGUUGCUGUGGUUCGAGGCGGUCAGUGACCUGCUGACCUCUGAUCUCCAGAAACGCUCCGCCCCCCUGCUGAAUCUUACUGAGGAGCUGUUUGACUACUUCCUGGUGUUGGGUCAAGCUUCUCUCCCAGUUAGUCAGCUGUCUGUGGUUCUUCGUCAGUUGGCUCGAUUCACUCUGGAACCUCAAAUCAACUUCCCACUGAGACUGGAGUCCAUCAGAACCUUCAACAGCAUACUGGAGUCUCUGAGCCGAGAACAGAGGAGGCAGAUCCAGAACCAGCAGAACGAGAUCCUCUCUCAGGUGGCUGCAGCCAUUCUUACAGUUGGAGGUGAGUUUCUGUCGUCCAGGUGUAGCGUCUUGUCCAGGUGUAGCGUCUCGUCCAGGUGUAAUGUCUCGUCCAGGUGUAGCGUCUCGUCCAGGUGUAGCGUCUCGUCCAGGUGUAGCGUCUCGUCCAGGUGUAGCGUCUCGUCCAGGUGUAGCGUCUCGUCCAGGUGUAGCGUCUCGUCCAGGUGUAGCGUCUCGUCCAGGUGUAGCGUCUCGUCCAGGUGUAGCGUCUUGUCCAGGUGUAGAGUCUCGUCCAGGUGUAGCGUCUCGUCCAGGUGUAGCGUCUCGUCCAGGUGUAGCGUCUCGUCCAGGUGUAGCGUCUCGUCCAGGUGUAGCGUCUUGUCCAGGUGUAGAGUCUCGUCCAGGUGUAGCGUCUCGUCCAGGUGUAGCGUCUCGUCCAGGUGUAGCGUCUCGUCCAGGUGUAAUGUCUCGUCCAGGUGUAGCGUCUCGUCCAGGUGUAAUGUCUUCUCCAGGUGUGUUCUCCACCUGUCAUCUGAUCCUCUGCCUGUUCAACACACGUGGGGACUGGCGGCCAUGUUUGUAGUCCUGUGUUUUUCAGAUUACGAGCUGCAGGUGAGCCUAUCAGAGGCUCUCUGUCGUCUGACUCCACGCAGGGACAGACAGCAGAAAGCCAAUCAGUGGUUCUCCAGCCAUGACAUCAGUAGCGCCUUCUGUGACAUCAGUGAUGCAGACUUUGAGGUGGACUGCAGACGUUUCCUGAACUUCGUUAACCGUUACCAUGGAGACCAGAGAAGGGUCUACACCUUCCCCUGCAUGAGAGCCUUUCUCAGCUCCACCCAGCUGUUUGCUCCAAAUGAUGACAAACUGGACGAGUUCUGGAUCGACUUCAACAUGGGCUCAGAAUGUGUGAGUUUUUUCAUCGAUGAACCUCAGGGUUUUCUGUGGGGAUCCAUCCAUCUGCUGAAGGAGGACGUGGAUCAUUACAGCCUGCAGGACAAACAUGAUGAGACGGUCCUGAGCGUCCAUCUGAACAAUCCCAUCAUGUACCAGGACAGAAGAGAACAGACGGUGGAGCUGACCUUCAGCUGUGGACUUCACAGAGAGCUGGAGGAGGCAGCUGGGAGGGUCUUCAUGAAAGUGCAGCGGUCCCCCCGUCCUCCAGACGCACGUGGUACGGUCCAGGCCUCCCCCGCAGCAGACAGACACAGUGUUCGAUCCUACGGCCGCAAAAAAACACCGAGCAAGAGUCAGCUGAGGGUUUUACCGCUGUCGUCUCCGAGCAGUGAAGAAAACUCCCCCGUAUCCACGCCAAAAACCAGAAACAGAGCAGAGAUCCUGUUUGAUCAGAUCAGACACUCCACUCCCACCACAGCCCAGCCUGGUUUUCAGGUAAAUGCUGAUCUGACUGAUGAUGUUGACGCUCCUGAAGUCCACCUGUCUGGUUCCACACCAAGUGUUCCUGAGUGGGCGGAGCUUCAGGUCUCAGAGGAGUUCAGACAAAGCCACUCUCCAUCAGAAAAGGUGUUCCGGAAGAGAGAAGCUCCAGAUUCAGGUUACCUGUCAGACCAGACUGAGGGCACAACUGUCCACAAGAGGAAGGUGGAGCAACAGCAGGAGGGGGAGGAGUCUAGCUUAGCUCUCACAGACCACUUACCUGAAGGGGCGGAGCCAACUGUGAAGGGUCUAUCCUAUGAAGGGGCGGAGCCAAAGUCUGACAUCGUGGCUGCUUUCAGGACCUUCAAAACAGAGCUGGAGCAACACUUCACAGGCGGCUGGCACCAAGUAGAAGCUGAAGUUCUUCAUUCUCUGAACGAGUGCCAACAAAACGUUUCCUCACUGCUCAAUGCUGUCAAUCAAAACAGGUACCGCCUACACCUGUCCAUCACACAGGUACCGCCUACACCUGUCCAUCACACAGGUAGCGCCUACACCUGUCCAUCACACUGGUACCGCCUACACCUGUCCAUCACACAGGUAGCGCCUACACCUGUCCAUCACACAGGUAGCGCCUACACCUGUCCAUCACACUGGUACCGCCUACACCUGUCCAUCACACAGGUACCGCCUACACCUGUCCAUCACACAGGUACCGCCUACACCUGUCCAUCACACUGGUACCGCCUACACCUGUCCAUCACACAGGUACCGCCUACACCUGUCCAUCACACAGGUACCGCCUACACCUGUCCAUCACACUGGUACCGCCUACACCUGUCCAUCAGAGGUACCGCCUACACCUGUCCAUCACACAGGUACCGCCUACACCUGUCCAUCACACAGGUAGCGCCUACACCUGUCCAUCACACAGGUACCGCCUACACCUGUCCAUCACACUGGUACCGCCUACACCUGUCCAUCACACAGGUAGCGCCUACACCUGUCCAUCAGAGGUACCGCCUACACCUGUCCAUCACACAGGUAGCGCCUACACCUGUCCAUCAGAGGUACCGCCUACACCUGUCCAUCACACAGGUAGCGCCUACACCUGUCCAUCACACAGGUAGCGCCUACACCUGUCCAUCAGAGGUACCGCCUACACCUGUCCAUCAGAGGUACCGCCUACACCUGUCCAUCAGAGGUACCGCCUACACCUGUCCAUCACACUGGUACCGCCUACACCUGUCCAUCACACAGGUAGCGCCUACACCUGUCCAUCACACAGGUACCGCACACACCUGUCCAUCACACAGGUACCUCCCACCUACACACACCUGUCCCAGUACUGAACCUGUGUUUGUCUGCAGGUUGACGUUGCUGCAGAGGUUUGAGAGCAGCAUCAGUGAUCAGCUGAAACAACUGGAAGAAAACUCAACUAACCUGAACUCCAUCAACACUCAGAUCCUGAGUUUCGUCCAGUCUGAGAUGCAGCGACUCUGCACAUUCUGCAAGGAACACCUGCACAGGUUGAAGUCUCUGAAAGGUGAGGAGUCGGGCGCGGAGCAUCGGUCCAGCCAAUGAGGGGGACCAGAAGGAGGACAAGCCUUUGAGAUGAGUGGUCCAGUUUGGUGUUCAGACUGGAAGAACUGGUCCCAGUCAGAACCAGCAGCAGACUGACUCCCUUCUUUAUCGUUUCACUGGAUUUCUGUUUCCAUGUUUGAGUUAAAAGAUCAGUUUUUGAUGAACAAAUAAAAAAAUCUGCAAAGUU